This is a messenger RNA of Lytechinus variegatus (green sea urchin), 5175 nucleotides long. Its product is annotated as transmembrane protein 161B-like. Lineage: Eukaryota; Metazoa; Echinodermata; Echinoidea; Temnopleuroida; Toxopneustidae. The transcript has 11 exons. The record is from RefSeq and is a predicted model, not a curated record. The coding region runs from base 111 to 1643 and encodes 510 amino acids.
UCAAACUGAGAAGAAUUUGAUUUUCAGUCACCGAUUAUUUACGGUACGGAUAGAUAGAUUUCCACCAAUUUCCUUCAUUGCUGUGAUCUGAUAAAUACACCUAAAUCAUCAUGCCUCUGUUGGGACCUCAACUGGUGUUUACCCUUGUAAUGUCUAGCAUCAUGCAGAAGGUCAUUGUUCCAUAUCAUUCCUUUGCUCAGUGGCUUCUUGCCAGAGGCAACCUGAAGUACUUCAAUUACCCAUCGGACGAUGACCUAAAGAAAGCCGCUGGCAUUGUACAGAGCAGAGGAAGGCACAAGAGAAACAGACCUGAAAACUUACAUAAGAGGAACGGUGCUGCAGUAGGGGACCAGACCUUCACAGUGCCCAAGAACAUUGACAUCGACCUCGGCACAGAGACCCUCCAGCCGCCACACCUUCUUACCAUUAGAUUCUACGGAGAGUUCAAAUGGCUUUUAGAUUUCAUUGUCAUGGCAACCGUAGUGUAUACAGUGACGGAAGCAUACUAUGCUCUGGUGGACACCAAAGGCGAUCUGAACCUGAGUCUCAUUUGGAUGGUGAUGGGUGUUUUCUUCACAUUACAUGUUUUAUUCUCACUAACUUCACUCUACUUCAAGUCUGACGAUGCUGGUGAGAUGGCUCUUUGUGUCACCUUUGGGUUCUUAUUCCUGGUGGUUGCAAUGGCAGUCAUUGUUAUUGAUGAAAAGUACUUGGAAUUUGGUGUUGAUGAUGCCUAUGAUGAUUUUCUUGAAGGAGCUAACGAGCAUCUGGCCUACAGUGAGCUUGAAUCCCAGGGUCCAAUGUCUCGUACCACCUUUGAGUUCCUCCUAGCAUUUGUAGCAGCCUUACUUGGAGCAUUCAUGACAUUCCCUGGUCUACGACUUGCCAAAAUGCAUAUUGACGCUCUGAAGUACAAUGCCCAUCUUCCUUACAUGCAAAUCCUCCUGCAUACUAGUUUCCUGUUCCCUCUACUUAUUUCCCUUCUUUGGGUGAAGCCGAUAGCAAGAGAUUAUGUACGGAGUCCUACGCUGGGCAAGAAAGUCAACGUUACUGGUGAUGCAUUAAUGAGCGAUGAAACGUUUGACAUUGUGCGAGUGAGUUUCAUCCCGGUGUUUGCCGUGCUUCGGCUCGCUUUGAUGACGCAGCAUCUACAAGCAUAUCUCAAUAUGGCUCACGAGAGGAUGGAACAGAUGAAGAAAGAGGCAGGAAGGAUCAGUAGUCUUGAUCUCCAGAAAAAGGUAAUCCGGGUCUUCUAUUAUCUAUGUGUUGUAGCACUUCAGUAUAUCGCACCAGUUAUUCUUCUCUUCUGCUUCAGUUGCCUUUUAAAAACAUCAGCUGGUUACUCUUAUGGAGUCUUCGAUCACUUCCAAUCAAACACUACAAAUGCAAGUUCAAUUCCCAACCCCUCGCCACCCACCCCAUCGUCAUCAUCGACGCUUGCAGACGACGUCGCAGCAUUUGUGAACCCCGUGCGUGAAGCCAAAGCCCAGUUCGCGUUUGCUCUUUCGGUUCUUAAACAAGUCUUCUCUCCGAUCUUCUUCAAAGGCAUAUUUUCCUUCUUGAUUUGGUGGGUUUGUGUCACCUGGUUCAUCACCAGUUCCUUUGGUCUUGCCUUUCACACGUAUGUCUCUACCAACACCUAGUCAAUGCGCACCUUGGUCCUGUUUCAUAAAGACUUGUUAGAAUAACAAAUGUGCAAUUUCUAUAACAAGUUUACUAUCAGCCAAUCAAAUUGAAUGAUUUCAGUAAAUUAAAACUGUUAUUGCAAACCCUUUGUUCUUAUAACGAGUUUUGUGAAACUUGCUCCUUGAAUCAGGUCCACUUUAUUUAUUCUUUGUGUCCCUUCUGUUGGGUUGAUGUGUAUGUCAGGCCAAGGAACUAAGGAGUGUUUUAUGAAGAGUUUUGUCAGAGAUUUUCGACAACAGAUGUUAUAAGCUAUGGAAAGUCAUUGUUUGUGACUGGCUGAAAACAAAUUAGUUCAUGAAAAAAAAACUCUUCAUGGAAAAUGCUCCUCAGGCAGGUAGAUACUCUUCGUGCUUUCCUUUGGAUUGUUGAUGUAGAUGUCACCAAGAUCUUAUUGAAAUACUAGCCAAUUUUCAAACAAAUCGUUUCGAGGCUUGUUUUGAAAUAUAUUUGGUCUUCAAAUCUUUUUUGAAGGCUUCAUUUAUAUCAUGAAUGUGAACGCUGACCAGACAAAUUCCUCUAUUUGGAAAUCAUUACCAGAAAGCUUUAGCGAUCGAUCAUGGGGCUAUGAUAAGUCUAGAUAAGUUGAUUAGGCACUCAGUUUUUGUAUGGUGAGUGGUAAUGAACUUUGUAUCAUGUCAAGCUGGUCUUGGUUUCUUUUUGGCGUGAUUCACUUAUUUCCUUGUUUUAUUUAGAUACAUUUGGGUCAGACCUUGUAUAUUAAACUGGAUUACAUCCUUCAAACAUGUUUCUGAUCAAUCCUAAUUUCUUUCUGUGAAAUUAUGGAUUCUUUGUUCAAAAUCGAAAUCUGUAGCAUCAGUGAAUGCUAUUGCGAUCUGCAUUUUACGUGUAUAAACCGUGCACAUGGCUCCAUGAUAUGUGGCAGUCCUUGUGGCAUGGGCAAGAAAAAUACAGUGAAAAUCUAGAUAUUAGUGCUUUCAUAUUAUGCCACAGAGCACUAUGUAUCAUAAUACAAAAAAUGUGUUUAAAAAAUAUAUAUUUGAAAGCUUGGCCAUCAAACCCUAAUUAAUUUCUGUUUCGGCAAUUCAACAUUUUUUAGGUUUUAGCUUCAUGUGGUAUUGAAGUGCACAGCAAAAUGUUUUCUACAUGUAUUCAUGUACAUGUAUGUUUAUGUUUUGCAGUAAAUUGUAGUAAUGUAGAUUUGUUAUCUGUGUGCAAUAUUGAUAUCUAGCUCCAUAAAAGUAAUAUUGAUGACAUCAUAUUACACAAUAUCUGUACAAUCAUAGGUUGAUUUUGACAAAAUGUAUGGAAGAUGUUAUGAGUGGUACUUGUUUUAUAAUUGACAUCUAGUGGAUAUAUAAUUCUUAAAUGUGAUAAAUUUUUCGAUUUUCCAUCAAAAUUAAUUCUGGUCUAAUGCCUAAAGUUCAAAAUAAAAUACAGGUGAUUUAGAACCACACAAAUCUGUUCGACUUCAAGGAAAAGUUUGACUUUGCAUAAAAUUAUUGCUUCCACUGGGGCAAAUAUGUGCAUUUCUAUGUACUUUUUCGAGGACUUGGAUGUUAUUACCCAAGCUUUAGUUCUUGGCUAGAUUGUACUGUGGUAUAUGGAUAAGGAAUAUUCAAACUAUGCAAAGUUCUUUUGUGAAACUUGCCAUUCUGAUAAAGAAGGAAAGCUAUCAAACUUCACAUCAAGUCUCUAAUUUCCGUAUAGUAUUAUGAUAUUUGAAUAAACCAAUUUUAUAAGUGCAUUUUGAUAUUCUUUUUCUGAAAUGGGAGAUGUACUUAAUUGAUCUCUUAAUUGAUUGGUUUGUUAUCUGUUUCCAAUAAAUCUUGUGUGAAACCAUAAUUCUAGUGCUGUGUCAUGAAUAAAUGUGAUUAAUUUUUCGGUUUUGCCUAGAAUUUGAGUAUAUGAAUAUAAAAAUGAUCCAAGACAUUCUCUUGGCUAAAUUGAGUUUGUAGGAAAUUGUAGUAUUUGUACAACAUAAGUCCCCUUGUGUGUAAUUCAUAUUCCAGAAUUCCAGUUGAAAGUGGCCAGAAGGGAUGAAGUACUCGCCAAAAUCAUUUUUGUUUUUCUUGAUUUUUAUAAGAAAAGGUCUUUCAAGGACUUGGGUCAUUAUUAUAUUCAUAAUACUUCAUUGAUAUUGAAGGAUAGAAAAGUAAAGGAACAUUAUGAAUGAGGAAAGAAGGUUGAUGUAAUAAAUCAUCCCCCCCCCCAUAUGAGUUGUAUGCAACCAUUUGCUGAUAUGCAGAAAGUUUACCCACCCAAUGCUGUUAGGUGCCCUUCCCAUGAAUGAAAUUGAGCAUUUUGAUUUUAAAAAAUCAUCUAAAGAGUGUCCAGUCUCCCCCUUGUAUUGUCUGGUGCAUGUUUCACAUAGCUCUUUGAAAGUUACGAGCAAAUUUAUGAAUAAUUGGUGACCAUUUCUUAGGAACUAAGUCAACACCUUUGAAAUCUGGUACAUAUCAUUUAAUAGCACAAGAACGGGUUACUAGACAUUUGUAAAGUUGCUAGUAAUUUACAAAUAGUUUUAUGAAACACCCACCAGCUUUGCUACUUUCCAUUUGGUCUCGUCUCAAAUGGUCUGAUUCUACUUUGUCUCCAGUAUGUUAUUGCCUUUUAACCUUAUAAUACGAACAAAUGACACAAGGCAGUUGUACAAUCCCAGUCAUUUAAUGUAUAAUAGUUUUUUUAAACCACAUCAAACAAAUAAUUUAUCAUUGAUGUUUUAUAGAGAAUAGUAAUAAAUAUAUUGCACUGCCACUUAAUUGAUAUAAGGUACAAAGCAAUUUCCCUCUUUUUAUAUAUUUUUUUCUGUAUGCUUAUAAUUUCCCAUUUUCUUGUUUUGUUAAAGUAGAUACAAUUUUUAGUAAUUCAUGAUACAUCAAAAUAUCUCUUCUUCAAGUUGUCGAUGAGAAAACUAGUUUUGUCAGAGAAGAUUAAUCUAGCAGUAUCUGCCAAGAUAACUUUAAUAUAUAAAUUUGUUAUUGAUUAAGACCUAGGCUGUUACAGAUUGAAAAAUUGUGAUCAAAACUAUCAAGAUCUUAUCUAAUUCAUGUACAAAUGUAUCAAAACCUUCACUACAAAAACCAUUGUAAAAACCAUGCUCUUCAAACUUACAUAUAAACUUUCAUCACCUCUUAAUUUCAUACUAACAUCUCUUUUUUAAAACUUCUAAUAAACCAUGUUUUUGAAUACUGUUACUUAAGAUAAUAGAUUGUGGGUCAGCUCAGUGUUACAAUGUGUCUAUCUAGUCACAUGAAUGAAUAUUCAGAUGCAAGUAGAAAAUAGUGAAGUAAAAAUAAUGGAUGCUCCUAGCUGACCCUACACUCUAAAAAACCUGAAGUUAAAAAAGUUUUCCAAUAUUGGGUUAAAAGGGAACAUACACGUUUGUUGAGUAACAAAACUCGUUUCAUAGGUAAUUUUAACCCAACAUUGUGUAACAUUUACACAGCAAUAUGUUUGUUUUACCCAAGAAAUGGGUAUUUUCCCUGUUAGCCCAAUAUUGGGUAACCUUUCCUACAGAAUAUCUCAAAA